GCGCAGCCGCCGCGGCCCCCCGCAGCUCCACCCCCGGCCCGGCCCGGCCCCCGGCCCAUCGCCCGCCGCCCCGCAUGGAGCUGUCAGCCAUAGGCGAGCAGGUGUUUGCGGUGGAGAGCAUCCGGAAGAAGCGCGUGCGGAAGGGCAAAGUGGAGUAUCUGGUGAAGUGGAAAGGAUGGCCCCCCAAGUACAGCACAUGGGAGCCAGAGGAGCACAUCCUGGACCCCCGCCUUGUCAUGGCCUACGAGGAGAAGGAGGAGAGAGACCGAGCGUCAGGGUAUAGGAAGAGAGGUCCGAAACCCAAGCGGCUUCUGCUGCAGCCGCGCAAGGCCCACAAGUACCUGCGGCUCUCACGCAAGAAGUUCCCGCCACGCAGCGGGUCCCACCUGGAGAGUCACAGCCAUCGACGGGAGCUCUCCCUGCAGGAGCCACCAGCCCCAGAUGUCCUGCAGGCCGCCAGCGACUGGGAGCCUGUGGAGCAGCCCCCUGAGGAGGCGGCAGAAGCAGACCUGGCCAAUGGGCCCCCUCCCUGGACACCCACGCUCCCCUCAAGUGAAGUGACCGUGACUGACAUCACCGCCAACUCCGUCACCGUCACCUUCCGUGAGGCUCAGGCUGCCGAGGGCUUCUUCCGAGACCGCAGUGGGAAGCUGUGAACAGCGGCUUCCCUUCUUCUUAAACUGUGUUCCUUGGGGCUUGGGUGAGGAAUUCCAGAGACAGGAGGGGCUGGGAGCACAACAAAUACUUUAUUUAAGAAAAAAAAGCAGAAGCAUGGGGAAGACCCCACCACCCUGCCCUUGCCCCAUGAGGGUUGUUUACAAAGGGGCCUCUGGGACAGGGAGGGAAGGCCAGUGUUGUCUGGUUCUCAUCUCCAGGGCAGAUGGGGAUGGGCUCCCCUGCCCAGUAUGUCUCUGUCAUUAUCUUACAGAGGCUGAUCCUAGGAGUCGGAGGAGCCCAGGAGGUCCAGACCUUGCCUUGGCAGUCACCCCAGCUUUCUGGUGGUGUCCCCUCUCUGUUCCUUGGCUUGGGUCUUUACUAUGAACUUUCCACUCCAGCUUUGUGGUGGGACAUGGAGGCUGGCUUUGGCCACCAGGGGCAGGAUCAGGACAAAGGGUGUGGACUGGACCAGAGAAGAGGUUGCCUACCAAGCCUCCUCUGAAUGUCCUGUCCCCUCAUCACUGGCCUGUGUAGAGAUGCCCAUGAACACAUCCAGCCACCCCAGUGUGUACACACUGCCUGUGUGUGUGUUCACACCUGCCCCAUGUUUAUAGACACCUUUAGAAACUGAUCAGGUGAACAUGGCCUAAUUCACAGCACAAAUGAACGUGCCACGGCACCGUCACUCCACCUUGCACAUAUGACAUGGGACAGGAUCAGACAGCUUGGGCCCACCCUGGGCCUGAUGAUGGCAUCUGAUCUCCCAACCACAGAUAGAACCAGGCUCCAGGUGUGCCGGCUGCAGAUGCUUCCGCACAGGAUUGUAGACACUUGGCCCUUCCUUCCUCCCACAGGAGUUCAUGUUCUUUCUGACUCAGGUGACUUUUCAGCCCUUCCAGCCUCCCCCCCCACCCCCUUCUCUACCCUCUCUUGUGGCUCAGCUGAUCUGGGCAUCCAUGGAUGCCAGUGGGUGUGGGCAGUCAGGGAGGGAGUAUCCCCCACUUUCUCAGGGCAGUUCUUGUCUUCUGUGUUCCCUCCCCACCCAACCUGAAUGGCACAGCUAGGGAUGACCCCUCACACCCUGUGGGGAUUGAACCGUGGUACAUGGUGAGUCAGGCUGCUCACAGGCCUGUGCUCCUGUGAGGGGAGCAGUUCACUGCUUUGCAAAGGUGUCCUGGAGGCUGACACUUUCCUCCCUGAGGAGGGGCAACUCCUUGGUCAUUGCAUUGCUCUCUUGCCCCUGCAGCCCCCAGUUCUGCUGUGUUUUUAGGAGGCCAACAGAGUUUGUGUGAGCAGGGGCGGGGCCACUCACUCCUAGACUCUCCCAUUCCCGAACCAAAGAGCCUGUACCCUGUGUCUGUCUGGGAUUCUGUCCUCAAAUUUCUCAAGUCCCUGGUCUCCCCCCUCCUCCUCCUCAGUUCUUAGUUGUCCAGGGUUAACUCAGUGCUUCCAUUGGGGGCAGUCUCCUGUGGGUGACCUGCUUCACCUCCGUCCUGGAACCUGAAUCGUGAGAAUGUCGGGGUGGGCUAGGGAAAGGAGAGUCAGGAGGAGCCCCAGCUCAGAGAAGGUGAGGGUGGGUGGCGAAAGCUUUUCUUUGCAGCUGGGUUUGCUCCCCCACAAUACUGGGGGACAGCAUCCUGUGGGGGUCAUGCUCCCCAUCCCUAGGGGCAUGAGACUAAAUGCCUGUGCAACUUGGACCAGGAGGCUCCAGUGGGGAGAAGAGGCCUUUCCGGGCAGCUGUCUUCUGUCUUCAGCAGUAGGCAGUGUCCUUUUCUCCCAUGUGGCCCUUUAUGAAACCCACCAGCUUGGGGAGAUUGUGGCCUAGGCUGGGAUCCCUCAGGGCAGCCAUGUGGCUCUGGACUGCUGUGGACUGGUUCCCUAGGGAGAACGGCUGCAAGCUUUGAGUGGCUACACAGGCUUCUCCCAGCCUGAAGCUACCCAAGUGGACAGUACCCCUACACACACUAACCCCUACAAGGCCAGUACUCGAGUGAGGAGUGGUGGCCGCCUGCCUAUCUUCCCCUUGGCCCCACCCACUUGAAUGUAGAGGUUGGGGUGAAGAUGUGCCUCAGCCUCUGGUGUGGGCACUUGAAGUGCCACAGCUGAGCCCAUUCGGGCUGUGUGGUUAUCAUCUGGUAAGAUGGUGAUCUCAUUGCCAAGUUCCUCCCACCUCCUGCCCACUGGGGAAGGAGCUCAGUGUCAGUGAGGUGGUAGAGUUUUUUGCUUUAAGUGGCGGACCAGACCUGGCCGCCAGGUCUCAGCACAAGACCGCUUCCUUUGCACAGAAUGAGCUCCGAGCUUUGUUCAGACUACAUGAAUGUAUUGGGAGGGAUUGGGAUGGGGCACAGACCUUCCCCUGGGGGAUGUGUGCUGGGGAGAAUCAGCAGGUGCAGAGUGCAGUUUUAUUUUUGUACUGAUGGGUAAGAGACUGUAUAGCAUCUAUUUAUUUAGAUGAUUUGUCUGGUAGAUGAGGCAAAAAUUAUUAAAAAUACAUUAAAAUGAUUUAAACAUU
Messenger RNA from Peromyscus eremicus (cactus mouse), 3169 nucleotides. It is a transcript of the gene Cbx7, whose product is annotated as chromobox 7. The coding region runs from base 75 to 656 and encodes 193 amino acids. Gene Ontology annotation, cellular component: PRC1 complex. NCBI's taxonomy places the organism in Eukaryota, Metazoa, Chordata, Mammalia, Rodentia, Cricetidae. The transcript is spliced from 6 exons. Gene Ontology annotation, biological process: negative regulation of transcription by RNA polymerase II. The record is from RefSeq and is a predicted model, not a curated record.